Molecule: messenger RNA, 3817 nt
Organism: Caretta caretta (loggerhead turtle)
Lineage: Eukaryota; Metazoa; Chordata; Testudines; Cheloniidae
Product: putative glutamate receptor
Biological process (GO): monoatomic ion transport
Cellular component (GO): membrane
Molecular function (GO): signaling receptor activity; ligand-gated monoatomic ion channel activity
Source: RefSeq, a predicted model, not a curated record
GAAGGGGCGAGCCAGCCUGCAUGUUCGAUUUAUCCCAGCUCAGAGUCGUUUCUGCUGCGGUCCCCUGGCAGACAAACCAGUCUAGGAGAGGCAAAGGGAAUCGCUCAGGGCUCCCUCUGGGCACCAGCUGCUUCCGCCCUGAUGGAGGAAGCUUUUCGCUUGGCUUUGUGCGUGACGAUGGGCCUGCUGCUCCUGGGGGGAUCGCGCCUGGCAGGAGCUAUCGAGACUGGAAAUGCUGUCAGUAAGGGUGGCGAUGAGGAAGGACAAGGGGCAACGGAUCCUCAGACGCUGACUGUCACAACAAUCCUGCAAGACCCCUAUGCGAUGGCAAGAGGCACAGAGCUGGAGGGCUAUUGCCUGGAUCUGCUGGACAUGCUCGCCAAGAAGCUGCACUUCAACUACAAGGUGACAAUAGUGAAAGAUGGCCGCUAUGGGGCUGUCUCCUCCAGUGGGAACUGGACCGGGAUGGUCGGCGAGAUCGUCAGGCAGGAAGCAGACCUCGCUGUGGCUCCCUUGACGAUCACGUCAGUGAGGGAAGAGGUGAUUUCCUUCACCAUGCCAUUCCUGGGCACAGGGAUCGGGAUCCUGCUCAGGAAGGAUGCUGCCUCCCAGGGUGCUUCUCUCUUCGGCUUCCUUGCUCCUUUCAGUAAGGAGACCUGGACUGGCCUGAUGGUUGCUUACCUGCUGACCUGCCUCUGCCUCUUCCUUGCAGCCAGGCUGAGCCCCUGUGAAUGGAAGGAACCCAAGAGUGAGGAGAACCACUUCACCUUUCUGAACAGCCUCUGGUUUGGAGCAGGAGCUCUUACCCUGCAAGGUGCAGCACCUCAUCCCAAAGCACUGUCCGGGCGAAUCAUUGCUGCCAUUUGGUGGCUGUUCACCCUCUCUCUGCUGGCUGCCUAUAUUGCCAAUUUCACCGCCUUGCUGCGUGCUGGGAACGAGCCGCUUCCAAUCCAAACUUUUGAAGAUCUCGUGAAGCAGAGAGAGAUCGAGUUUGGGACAGUAGAAAGUUCCUCCACGUUUCAAUUCUUCAAGAACUCCAGGAAUCCCAUCCAUCAGAUGAUCUAUGAGUACAUGGACAAGAGGAGAGACCAUGUUUUAGUCAAAAGCUACCACGAGGCGGUUCAGCGUGUGCUGGAAUCGAACUAUGCCUUCAUUGGGGAAUCUGUAUCCCAAGAUCUUCUCGCAGCCAGGCACUGCAAUUUGAUCAGGGCUCCCGAGGUUGUUGGAGCACGGGGAUUCGGCCUGGCCACAGCAAAGGGAUCACCGUGGGCCAGUAAACUCUCCCUUGCUGUGCUGAAACUGGGCGAGUCAGGCGACCUGGACUACCUACGUAACAAGUGGUGGGAAACCACCUGUUUCCAUAAGGGCCCGGACACAUGGAGUCCUCUGAAACCGCAAGCCAUGGGAGGACUUUUCCUGGUUCUUGCCCUUGGCCUCGUGCUGGGAGUGAUUGUGGCUUUGGUGGAGUUGUCAAACAAGAGCCGACAUGCUGCUGAACGGGAGAAGAAAUCUUGCUGCUCUGUUCUCAUCGAGGAGAUGAGUCAUCGGUUCAGAAUAAAAGAAGGUGCAAGAGAGAAUCCAGAGAAGGUUAAACCAUAAGAACCUCUUUAGGGAGUGGAGUCUCAGUGUUAAUCAAUUUCUUUCCUAGGGUGUGUAUUCAGUAGUAGCUGUUUCUCUGCAUGAGUUUUCUGCACUGGUACUGUAUCUCUGUAUACCUAGAGUGUAGCUCCCCUAGCACUAGGAAAGGUCAAUCUCUAUAAUGAUUGAACUGCAGACAGAGAACUAAAUAGCUCAGAGGACUGACUCCAGAUCCUGGCCGCUCUAGAGCACUAAAUCCAGCCUAGCAAUGAUUACUGAAGAUGUCAGCAUCUGAUGGCUACUGGGUGGCCCUCGUAAAACAGUCACAGCUCAAAGGUUGAGGAUUGAGCAAACGUGGAGAAUGAGCACCUCAUUCAUACAAGGUUCUGUCUACACUGGACUUGGAGGUGUGACUGCAGCACCUAACCAUCGCAGUGAAGCCUUAGCAGCAUGGGCUGGACAGCCCUCCCGCUGAUGCUGGGGUAUGUUUUGAAGCAGUUAGCCCAUGUUACCCAAGCUAGCUCAAAUAACAAUAGAAGUGAAGCUGUGGCCAGUUUGUGUGUGCCCCUGUCACACCUGACUGCAGUGUAGACAUACCCUUAGCAUAUGGCGACACUGCAGCUGGGGAUGUGACUAGCAGCUUGUGUAGAGUGAACUAGCUCGAGUACCAGCUACUGCAAGUCUGUCUGCAGGCUGUGCCAGUCACACCCUCGGCUGCAGUAUAGACGCACCUUUAGAAGUGGAGCCUGCAGCUCAGAGUGAUGCAUGUAAGCUGUCCCUGCUCUGUGACGCAGCAGAGGAUUGUGGCUGUCAAGCCAGCAACCUCCAUCAGCGGUAAUUGUUCAUUUUAAAUGCUCAAAACUGAAUGACACGUGGAGCUGCAAGUCAAGGGGAUCAGUGUGAAUAUUCUGGAACCAAGCUUAGGAGACUCUAGAAUGAGACUUCAAGAGCAGUGUAAAACAGAAUAAGCAGCAUUUUCCAUGGGCUGCCCAGGUAACUGCCUGCCAUUUUUCAGUAUGACAAAGAUUGUGUCUGUACAGAGCUUUGAAUACUGAAAACAUAACAAGUAUCAAAGAACAGCUUUGCUAGACAAAAUACACUUAUUCGGAGCCAGAGCAUGGGAACAGCUCUAUUAAAAAACAAACUGAUAUUUAGCCUUUAAAUUAAUGCAGCUGCUUGCCACCUGCCAAUGUUUAUCAGUAUAACUUCCUCCAAGUGAGAUGCUAGCCAGGAGCAUGUUGAAGGGCACAAUGAUUGAGAUUCACUCUCAUGCAAAACUUCCAGUCUCAAGUUCCUAGGUCUCACUCACCGACCACACGAAGGUGAGUUUUUUCCCAGUGAAAAUGUAUUGACUAUUUAAAAAAAAAGGGGGGGGGGAGGGUGCAAAUCUUGCUGCCUGCGGUUUUCAAAUUGAAUGACUCACUUAAUAUCAGCCACCUGUGGAAAGAGUGACUGCAAUGGAAUAUUAACGGCCUCAGUUAUGCUGAGCUUGAACUAAAUAAAAUGAGGUAAAUCAACUAAAAUAACCUGGCUCUUAAAUCAGCAGGGCCAAUUUAACUAACGUGUGAUCCAACAGAAGUUGCAUUUUUCUUACCCUUGGUUUCUGAGACUUUUGGUUGCCUUUCCGCAUAUCAGAAGAGUCGGGCUUAGUGGCAGAGCAUGUUACACAGCAUAUGCAUUGCCCUCCUGUAUAUACUGCCUUAUAUCUGCUGCUAGUUUUGCGUGGCUGUAGUGGGAAAGGGUGAAGAGGGACAGUCAGUUUCAGUAACAUAUUGAAUAUUGGCAACUGCAAAACUUGGGAAACAUGCAUUGCCUUGUGGUAGCAGGAACAUCUGUAGAGUCUCUUUGCACCUGGCACCUAACAGUAUAUACAGGAGGGUGAAGCAUAAGGGAUGCUAAAAAUGUUAGAAGAAAAGGAGGACUUGUGGCACCUUAGAGACUAACCAAUUUAUUUGAGCAUAAGCUUUCGUGAGCUACAGCUCACUUCAUCAGAUGCAUACUGUGGAUGAAGUGAGCUGCCGCUCACAAAAGCUUAUGCUCAAAUAAAUUGGUUAGUCUCUAAGGUGCCACAAGUACUCCUUUUCUUUUUGCGAAUACAGACUAACACGGCUGUUACUCUGAAACCUGUAAAAAUGUUAGAGGAACAGUCUGAUCACUUGGCUGAAGUUACUUAAGGACAUGUUUAAUCCCGGCUAUUACAGAGUAGGAAUUUUCAAAUUAAACAUUCAAUGUUACUGUC